Molecule: messenger RNA, 1305 nt
Organism: Scomber japonicus (chub mackerel)
Lineage: Eukaryota; Metazoa; Chordata; Actinopteri; Scombriformes; Scombridae
Gene: syt2b
Product: synaptotagmin-2
Exons: 8
Coding region: 1-1305 (434 amino acids)
Biological process (GO): cellular response to calcium ion; calcium ion-regulated exocytosis of neurotransmitter; regulation of dopamine secretion
Cellular component (GO): dense core granule; axon; synaptic vesicle membrane
Molecular function (GO): syntaxin binding; calcium-dependent phospholipid binding; calcium ion binding
Source: RefSeq, a predicted model, not a curated record
AUGAAGUUCAACUUGUUCAGAAGGCCACAGGCUGUGGCAGCCGAAGAGCCCACCGGUGCCACCACUGUGACCAUGGCUCCCACCCCAGCUGUCAUGUCCACUGUGGUAGACACCAGCUCCAGCUCCAACAAUACAGAAAUCAGCAAGAAUGACAUGUUUGAGGAAAUCAAGAGCAAAUUCUUGAAUGAAAUUGACAAAAUCCCAUUGCCUCCAUGGGCUCUAAUUGCUAUCGCUGUGGUGGCCGCUUUGCUCAUCCUUACCUGCUGCUUCUGUAUAAUCAAAAAAUGCUGCUGUAAGAAGAAGAAGAACAAGAAGGGGAAGAAGGGCAAGGAUGGCUUCAACAUGAAGAACAUGCAGGGUGGCGAGAUACACCAGGAUGAUGAUGACGACGAGGAGGGAGAGACUGGACUGACGGAGGAGGAGAAAGAGGAAGAGGAGAAAGAACAAGAGAAACUUGGGAAACUGCAAUACUCCAUAGAUUAUGACUUUGAGAAUACAAAGCUCACAGUUGGUAUCCUUCAAGCUGCGGACCUCAUGUCCAUGGACUCAGGUGGAACCUCCGAUCCUUACGUUAAAGUCUCGCUCCACCCUGACAAGAAGAAGAAGCAUGACACCAAAGUCCACAAGAAAACACUGAACCCUGUCUUUAAUGAGACAUUUGUAUUCAAGGUGCCCUACGAGGAGCUUGGUGGAAAGACGCUGGUGAUGUCUGUUUAUGACUACGACCGAUUUUCCAAACAUGACGUCAUUGGGGAGGUGAAGAUUCCCAUGAACACCAUCGACCUCGGACGACCGAUUGAGGAGUGGAAGGAUCUGGACAGCGCCGAUCAAGAGGAGCCUGAGAAACUUGGAGACAUCUGCAUCUCCCUCCGUUAUGUCCCUACUGCCGGGAAACUCACUGUCUGUAUCCUGGAGGCAAAGAACCUGAAGAAGAUGGAUGCCUGUGGAUUAUCUGAUCCCUAUGUAAAGAUCCAGCUGCUGCAGGGCGGUAAGCGUCUGAAGAAGAAGAAGACUACUGUGAAGAAAAACACCCUAAAUCCAUACUAUAACGAAUCCUUCAGCUUUGAAAUUCCCCUGGAACAGAUGCAGAAAAUCUUGGUGGCAGUUACAGUGUUUGAUUAUGACAAGAUCGGUAAGAACGAUGCCAUCGGAAAGAUCUUCGUGGGUAGCAAGGCGAGUGGUUUAGGUCUGAAGCAUUGGUCUGACAUGCUGGCUAAUCCACGCCGUCCCAUCGCCCAGUGGCAUCCAUUGCAGCCAGAGGAGGAUAUCGAUGGUCAGCUGGCAUCCUUGAAUGCAAAGAAGUAA